Molecule: messenger RNA, 669 nt
Organism: Paraphaeosphaeria sporulosa
Lineage: Eukaryota; Fungi; Ascomycota; Dothideomycetes; Pleosporales; Didymosphaeriaceae
Product: 2,3-diketo-5-methylthio-1-phosphopentane phosphatase
Exons: 4
Coding region: 1-669 (222 amino acids)
Molecular function (GO): magnesium ion binding; acireductone synthase activity
Source: RefSeq, a predicted model, not a curated record
AUGUCUCACGCAAAUAUCGACUCGGUGCGGUGGGAAGACUCCCAGUAUCCGUAUGCGGUCGACCGUCUCGCGAAGCUUUCUCGCGACUCGUGGCACGAUCCGGGCUUACAGGACCUAAUUGCGGGGUUCCCUGAAGAGACGAGACCGAAUGCCGAGACGCUGCUCGCUCAUGUGCAGGACCUGACGCGUAGGGACAUCAAAGCCGUGUACUUGAAGCAAUUACAAGGCAAGCUGUGGAAGACUGGUUAUGAGGAUGGCGACCUCGUCACUCCUCUUUUCGACGAUGUGAUACCAACACUGGAGAGCUGGAAGAGCGCAGGCAAAACACUUGCUAUCUUCAGCUCCGGCAGCGUCCAAGCCCAGCUGCAGUUCUUCUCUUUCGUCCGAGAUGGUACAACGACACGCGACCUGAAGCCUCUCUUCAAAGCCCAUUUCGAUCCCACUAUCGCCGGCUCGAAACUCGAGAAGGACUCAUACGAGAAGAUCUGUAGCAAUAUGGGCCAGAAGGGUGCCCAAGUGACUUUCCUUACUGAUAACAUCAAAGAAGCAGAAGCUGCGAAGGACGCUGGCGUGUACGCGGUCCUCGUGGAUCGACCCGGCAACGCACCGUUGGCUGAGCAGGAUAGGCAGCGCUUUCCCGUUAUCAAGCAGUUGACGGAUCUGCCGUAA